GAGGCCUGAGUCAGAGAACUGGGUUCAGCUCCGGGCUUCAAACCCGAAGCGGGGCUGCAAAGAAAGUGGCGAGACUGCAGACACCAGGGGAAUGAAUACAUAUAAAGGAAAAGCAGGGCCCUGGAGGAAUUGGACAAAGAACUAGCGGGAGAAGGCAGGGAUCAGGGGGUGAAUUAACAAAAGAUUCAUAAAAGAGGGCUUUCUAAUCUGAGGAGAGCAACUGCUUUAAACUGAAACAAUUAAAACCUGACCAUAUGUUCUUACAAAAGUGGUAAAGCAGAUAAUUUGUAAAAAUCCGCCGCCCCUCCCCCCGUCUUUGCCAGAAUUUCAGUUAAGGAAAGGUCCUAUUUCAAAGUCCAGAUCCUAUCACCACGGGCACGGGCCAAGGUAAAAGCAAUCGCACGGCUCUUUGAAACUCAUGGCUUGGCGGUUCGAGGAUUUUAAAAAACACAUCCGGGAUGGUUGCGUCCACAGCCGGACUUUGAGAACGUUCCAUAUCGAGGCUCGGUCACGGAUUUACUUGGGAUCAAGAGCGCAGAAGAAUUAGCACGAAGGAUUCAAGACAUUGUCAGCGGGAAAGCCGGGACGACAGACUCAGGGAGGCAGGGAACCGGGGCACACUUUCUCUUCCUGCAAAGAUCGAGCCGCGGGCAGCCUGCGGCUCCCGGGGCCCCGCGGGGUGCGGCGCAGGCGGCGGGGCUCCCGGCUCGCAGACGGGCGCACAGCGGGCGGCGGCCGCCAGGGAUGCGCCCGGGUGCCCCGGGCCUGCGCUCCGGUGGGGCGGGCGCCGCCCCGCAGCUGCUCCCCGCGCCGGCGGCCUGCGCUCGGGGCGCGCAUCCCCGCAUCCCCGCCCCGAGUCCCGACCGGGGGUGGGGCGCCGAGGCCGAGGCGCUGGAGUUGCGCCAGGCCCCCGGUCCGCGCCGCUUCCUAACCCCGGGGCGGGGCGGCCCAGCCCCUCCCAGGUCCUUCCCGCGUCCUGCUUUCCCGCCCGCUUUCCCCGGGAGAAACAUGGCCGGGAGCAGUGAGGAGGCGCCAGACUACGGGCGAGGCGUGGUGAUUAAGGACAAUUGGCCAGGGUAUGACUUGAAUUUAUUCACAUACCCACAGCAUUAUUAUGGAGAUUUGGAAUAUGUCCUCUUACCUCGUGGCAUCAUUGUGGACAGAAUUGAGCGGCUGGCUAAGGAUAUUAUGAAAGACUUAGGAUAUUGUGACAUUCUGAUCCUGUGUGUGCUUAAAGGAGGUUACAAGUUCUGUAUGGAUCUUGUCGAACACCUUAAGAACAUCAGUCGAAAUUCGGAUAGAUUUGUCUCUAUGAAGGUUGAUUUCAUCAGGCUAAAAAGUUGCAGGAACGACCAGGCCAUGGACGAGAUGCAGAUAAUUGGAGGCGAUGAUCUUUCAACACUGGCUGGAAAGAAUGUCCUCAUUGUUAAGGAUCUUGUUGGAACUGGGAGGACCAUGAAAGCAUUGCUCAGCAGCAUAGAGAAAUACAAGCCCAACAUGAUUAAGGUAGCCAGUUUGUUGGUGAAGAGAACACCUGGAAGUGAUGGCUUUAGACCUGACUAUGCUGGAUUUGAGAUUCCAAACUUAUUUGUGGUGGGUUACGCCUUGGGCUACAAUGAAUACUUCCGAGAUCUGAAUCACAUAUGCGUGAUCGGUGAACACUGCAAGGAAAAGUAUCGAGUCUGAGGAAGUCACUUCUCACCGUCGAAUCUCCAGAUCGCGUCAGCCUUACAGCUACACUCAGGAAGCCAGCAUGUAAAGUUUGUCUCCCCAGGCCUCUUCACUCAGCAGGAAAUAAAAGAAAAAACUGUCUUAAUGAGAGGGCUUUCUUUUCUGAGAUUAUAACAUAAAGAGUAACAAAGGUUCUUAAGGAAAAGAAAGCAGUGCUUUUCUGUGACUUGUUCCAAAUCAUACACUCCGCCUUGUGACUCAUGGGUUCUGCCACCUUCACCCUCCUGAACUAUACCUUCUUUUGUUUUGAUACAGUCAUCAUGCUUGAUUACUGUACCCCACCUAGUUACUCAAACAUUUUUUACUUAAUUUUUUUUUUUACACUCUAUUUUGGUAAUAUUUUGCAAUCUUAAGAACCUAGAAGCCUUUUAAGUGAAGCUCUGAGCCCAUCUACUGGGAAUGCAACUAGAUUCCCAUACUAAAAAAGGAGGGAAAGGACAAUUUAAUAUAAAUUUCUGUUUGCGCGUUUCUGACAGGCCGUUAUUAUCUGCUUUGACAAAGCCUUUCUGAACCGCAGCGUACAAUGAAUCUUAAUGAAGUUAUGAAAUGAGCCUGCGCUCAGUGCCAUUGAUUGGAGCUUCCGGUAUGUGAUAACGGUAUGUCAUGUAUGCAUGGAUGUACUCAACUGUGUUUAAUACUGUGAAUUUUAAUUAGAAAAAUACAAUGGCAGCAAGGCCCCGGUUUCUAAGCAGCAUCCUUUUAUUCACGUGGGACAUGAGCAAAUGGCAGAAUUGGCGGGGAGGGGAAAGUGUUUUCAGUGCUCAAAACUAAGCAAGUAUAAAUUUUUCCUCUUACUUCCAUCAUAGGACAAGACACUAUUAUGUAUUAUCCUAAAGGUUAAUGCAGAGGUUGAAUUAUUUUUUCAGGUGGCCUGAUAAAAUCGAUCACACAAUCCAAACCACUAUAGAAAACAAGCUGACUUAAAGUUUUUUCUGCAUAACAUUUUUUCCAUCUUCACUGUUUUAUGAGAUGUUUUCUGAUUUGUGAGGAUUCUAAUUGAAAAUAAACUCAAGUGCCAAUAGAGCUGUUUUUUUUCACUUCCUAAAAAGAACAAAUGCAAAAUAAAUAACUAAGCAGCUCUCGUUUGGUUCUGAACCGUAUGUGGCAUAUUGUUAUCAGGUUCUAGCUUCCUUUAAAGUAAUAAAGAAUAAGAAACCUUGUUAUGUUUCAUAA
This is a messenger RNA of Equus quagga, 2904 nucleotides long. RefSeq names its product phosphoribosyl transferase domain containing 1 (gene PRTFDC1). Lineage: Eukaryota; Metazoa; Chordata; Mammalia; Perissodactyla; Equidae. Gene Ontology annotation, molecular function: hypoxanthine phosphoribosyltransferase activity. The record is from RefSeq and is a predicted model, not a curated record. Gene Ontology annotation, biological process: purine ribonucleoside salvage. Bases 745 to 1686 code for a protein of 313 amino acids. The transcript is spliced from 9 exons.